Styela clava is the source of this 3057-nucleotide messenger RNA. RefSeq names its product zinc transporter ZIP1-like. Gene Ontology annotation, molecular function: zinc ion transmembrane transporter activity. Gene Ontology annotation, cellular component: plasma membrane. Lineage: Eukaryota; Metazoa; Chordata; Ascidiacea; Stolidobranchia; Styelidae. Gene Ontology annotation, biological process: zinc ion transmembrane transport. The record is from RefSeq and is a predicted model, not a curated record.
GUUUGGUAUUUUAUCCUGUACGAAAAAAAAUAGUGUAGUCAGUUUCGGAAAGAUACAUCCAUCACGAAGUCAGAGUGCGCACGUGCAUAAGGACCUACGUAAGUGUCAUCAAUCAGAUUAUGAGUUAUAGUGACAUGACCGUCGCUCUCUGUUAAUAAUUUAGUAGCAGCAACCGUUUGCUCCAGAUAACAUGUAUAUAUCUUCUAAUACGGAAGGUAAACUUGAACGCACACACCCAAAAUUUAGUCAAGUGAAGUUUAAAGUAAUGCAGGAAUGCUCUACAUAAAUAAUGCUGUUUGUAUUCAGAGUUAUAAUAAUUUAGAUAACAAAUAUAUUAAUUAUUUAUAUCGCAGCAUAGGCAAGCCCGAUGUUUCAUGCAUAUUAAUCACUAUGUGAUGAUGGUUAUGUUUUUAUAAUAAACUUUUUGGCCUAAAAUAUAGAUAGGUGGUCAAUAAUCGUUUACCAGUGCUUAUGGGAAUAUGAAUUAAUCCUAAUGGCUGAGCAGAUGCAUAUAUUAUUUCGUAAAUAUAAAAGUAAGACGUCUCGAAGCUGAUUUCUAACUUCGACUUUAUCUUUGAUGUCGAAGGAUCUUUCAGAAAUCCUCGAAGAUGCAGUUAAUAGUGAUAAAACUUUGCGUUAUAUUUGGACUUCUGGUUUUGACGUUCACGGCAGCAUGCUUACCUCUACUAUUUUUAAUUCCUUUCCUGGGAAAUAACAAUGACUAUAUGCAGUCUUCGACAUCGGGUACAGCUUUGUCGCAAAUUUUAUAUCGAAUAUUCCCGUGCUUCAAAAGAAGAAGAGAAGGAAAACUUUCAACUUCAUCGGACAUUUCAGACGAGAAUGGCAGUGCAGAAAAGGAAAAUCAGUCCAAAGAAGGUCGUGGCAAAAAAACAACCCUAUUUCUGGAUGUUAUGAAUUGUUUCUCUGGCGGCGUGUUUCUCGGGACAAGCUUUCUCGCCCUGAUGCCCGAAAUUAGAGAAAUCUUUGACGAAGUGGGAAUAACAUGGCCUCAGUUUUAUUCUUCCACAACCAACUCUACAAUUUUUGCCGACGAAGAGGAAGAUAGACCUUUGAUGCCGAUAACAGAACUUUUAGUUACUUCUGGUCUUUUCCUCAUAUUGUGUGUAGAGCAAGUAGUCCACUCAAUUACCGAUAGAAAUCAUCACAAAGGUGAUGGAAGUCAUCACCACGAAUCUGAGACUUCUCCCUCCGAAAGAACUAAAGUUGCAGUUAAUGGAAUCAAAGGAAGGGCGGUGGUAAAGGUAACGGUACCAAACGAAGAAAGCGUAGAAACAGAGGCCGUUUUCAUCGACGAUUUGGCGGUGGAUCCUGCGAGUGAGCAACAGGGUCUUACAGAAACUGAAAGUGCAUCGAGCGAGGGCCACGAAGAUCACCACAACGAUUCUAUUGUACGAUCGCUGAUCUUAGUAACCACUCUUUCAAUGCAUUCGUUGUUGGAAGGCCUGGCGAUUGGAUUGCAAAAAACCGCAAGCAGCGCACUAUCUAUUUUUAUUGCGGUUCUUUUCCACAAAUCUCUAAUGGCAUUUAGUAUGGGAAAUAAUUUGAUCCAAGCUGGGCAAUCCGUUAAAAGCAUUUUGAUAGCUGCUGCCGUUUUAGCCAUGACAUCGCCCGUAGGCAUUGCCGUCGGAACUGUCAUGAAAGAGACAAGUAGUGGAACGGAGAUUGUCAACGGCGUCUUACAGGGCAUCGCUACCGGUACUUUUUUGUUCAUCACUUUUUUCGAAGUAUUGUCCAAGGAAUUUGCAAGUCACACAAAUCGCGUAUACAAAACCAUAGCGUUUAUACUUGGAUAUUGUUGUAUUCUAGCCGUCAUGUUUACACAUCACGGGGCAUGAUACGAACAUAACGCGAUUGAGAAUUGGUUCAGUUAAUCUUGAAAAUUAUUUCAAUAUGCUUGAGAACCGAAAGUCAUCUGUUACUAUUCUGUUUGUUAUAUGCUGUAAAUGAAUAGCGUUUUGGAAUUGUUGUGUAGUCGGGUUUGUCGAUAAUUAAUGUCAAUUUUGUUUUAACUUUUAUAACUCUUCGCGGGAAUUGCAUCAAACCACUUAGCUUUCUCAUCCAUAAAUAAUAUACGUGAACGCAGUCCAGAUAAUAUUGUUCACGAGAAUGAAGUAAAUUUAAAGUUAUCGAAAUAAAUGGUAUUCAUUUACAUAGAUAACAUGCAAUGGUUGGAUUUUUCCACGAGAAACAUUUAAUGCUUUGUUGUGCUACAUGUUAUGUUAAUUAAUACAUAUAUGCACCAAUUUAUGAGCUUUGAAUAGGACCAGACACUGUUGGAAUAUGUAAUGAACAUAGCUACUUUUCGUACAUGGUAAUAAAUGUGUGUUUGUAAAUCUUUUGAUAUAGGUCAUUUGCGUAUGGUAUAUAUAUAUAUUUAAUUUUGUCAUAUCUACAUAUUUCAAUAUACGAUAUUCUUGCACCUCAAUCAUGUUAUCAGUUUGAUUUCGAUAUCGGGAAAUAAUUCCUGACUAUCUUUUCGAAGCACCAUGGAAAUCUUGUUUUUGAUUAUUUUACAAUUCUUCUUCGCAUAACAAAUUCAAAAUUCAUCGGCCAUUUUGCUCUCAGGUUCUAAAAUCUGCCAUUUUGCUACUGAAUGAACUUCAGUUAUGUGGCUCGUACAGGCAAAGUGAAAACCAUUAUACUUUUAUCGAGUUCAUGUGUUUAAGUCUGGGGGCACAACAAUUUUCAGUAAAGUAUAAAAUGUUUGGUUCUGUCGUCAAGAUGACAUAUCUUUCAAGUUCUUAGAAAUGCGGUUUUAAACUGGAUCACCCUUUAGAAUGUUUAGAUUUUUGGGCGCCGCCUUUCCCCCACUUCAUACACACUCUGUUGGAUUGUACUACUGAUUGUCGUAAUGUGAGCAUUCAUGGAAUCAUGUUCAUUUGAUUCUUAGACGCAAUUUUAUAUUAUUGUUUGGUUUUUGUCUUUUUGUAUACUCAUUAGGGUUUUCCUCGUUAACUCCGUAUUAAUAAUUAAUGCUUCAAUGUAUCUUAAAAUGUUCAUAAAUAUUUACACAAUAAUAAAUUUGGAUCAAUAAUA